Molecule: messenger RNA, 896 nt
Organism: Carica papaya (papaya)
Lineage: Eukaryota; Viridiplantae; Streptophyta; Magnoliopsida; Brassicales; Caricaceae
Source: RefSeq, a predicted model, not a curated record
CACCAGAGGAACUACCUGGCCGGUGUUAUAAGAGGGAAGUGUGAGAAUGGCGAGAAUGUUCUAUCGCUGAGGAAGCUCUCUGAGUCUAUGCCGCCUUCUUACAAAUAAUAACAGGGAGAGAGAGAUUCACUGGAAAAGAAGAGAAAAAUCAUAAAUGGGGAAGAAGAGACAGAAGAAAGGAGAACAGGAAAACCCUAAUGUUGCAGAGGCAGCGAGGAUUCGAAUAACGCAGAUACUGGAGGAAUUCCGUGCAUCCAAGGAUGAAGUGUACAAAUUUGAAGCCAACUUGUCAAAUCGUGAACGUGCUGUGGUUCAUGAAGUAUGCCGGAAAAUGGGCAUGAAAUCCAAAAGUUCUGGGCAUGGGAAUCAGCGGUGUGUUUCUGUCUACAAGACUAGAAGGAAUGUUGAAACCCUAAAGGGGAAGGAAAAUCUCACACGUUUCACAUUUUCAGAGGAAUCAGAAAAUGUUUUGCAGGACUUUUUUACACGUUACCCACCUGAAGAUGGUGAGCUUGGUGAGAAACAAGUUGGAAGACAUGGUGAAAAGACAGAUAAAAUUCGAAGAAGGAGAGAUGAUAUCUUUCGAAAACCUUUGAUGAACGAGGAAGAAAUUGCCAAAAAGGUGGAAUCACUUGCUUCCAGAAUUGAGAAGGCUGCAAACCUACGACAGAUAAAUGAAGAGAGGUUAAAGCUUCCAAUUGCAUCCUUCAAGGACACCAUUACAUCCACGAUAGAGUCUAACCAGGUUGUUCUUAUUUCUGGUGAAACUGGCUGUGGAAAGACUACACAAGUAAGAAAAUGCUUUGCCUUAAAUGAAUGGCGUAUCAUAUUUUUAGCGUGUUUGUACUUAUGGGAUAUCUAUGAUUCAUAAUUUCAAAAGCUUUUUAUAUCAUUCU